AUGGCCGUCCCAGACAAGUACAAACAGCUCGGCGAGUUUUACAAGUAUUAUACAGGCGAGAUGACUGCCCCCGUCCUGACCAUCAUCAUUGGCGGUAAUCAUGAAGCCUCAAAUUAUCUUUGGGAACUAUACCAUGGCGGAUGGCUAGCCCCGAAUAUAUAUUUCCUUGGGCACGCCGGCUGCCUUCAGGUCAACGGGAUACGCAUUGCAGGCGCGUCAGGAAUAUUCAAAUCCCAGGAUUUUCAUCAAGGUCACUUGGAACGACUCCCUUACACCGCUUCGUCGAUGAGAAGUAUCUAUCAUAUCAGAGAGUACAACGUUCGUCGACUCUCGCUGCUCUCGUCGCCACACAUCUUCCUUUCCCAUGAUUGGCCGCAAGGGAUCGAGCAUCACGGCGACACUCGCGGUCUUAUUAGAAGAAAACCCUUCUUCCGACGCGACAUUGACACGGGGAACCUUGGUUCGCCGCCGCUGAUGCACCUUUUGAGAACUCUGAAGCCUGCGUGGUGGUUCGCUGCGCAUCUCCACGUCCGCUUUGAGGCGCUAUUCACUCACGAUGCUGGUCCGUCACUGAACAACGAGCCUCCGCCCGCCACAGUUCACAAUCCCGACGAAAUCGUCAUCGAAGAUAUCGAUGAGCCUGAUGCGGCCCCAUCCACUGAAGCUGUCGUCGUCGAGAAGGAUGCCUCGGAGCCUGUGUCCCAGUCGGCGCCUCGUAUCAAUCCCGAUGAAAUUCUGCUCGACGAUGAAGAAGAGCAGAUCAUUGACGUUGAAAGCGACCCUGAAUUCGGCGAAACGUCUCCCCCCAUCCUCUCCUACGACCCUGAAUGGCUUGCCAUCACACGAGCGUUCCAGCCUUUCUUCUCCCUUACGCGCCAUCAGCCGCCCUUCCCAAAAGAAGCUCAGGCAUGGGCGAUGAUCGAGAAAGAGCUCGAGUGGGUCAAGCAGAACGUUGGAAAGAAACUCGCCGCGGACGACGCGCACGUUUCGCGGCCGGCUUUCUGGCGCGUUGACAGUUGCCAGAAGUUCGCGAUGACGGCGCCAGGGCCGGGGCAAGAGGGGGGUCCGAAGCACCAGCAGCCACCGCUGUAUGCAAAUCCCCAAACGGAUGCAUUCGCUGACAUGCUCGAAAUCGAGAACAAAAUUGCUCCUCGCGCGGCACAGUCCUCGCGUCUAGCAGCCGGCCCGUCGACCACACAAGCUGCUGCUCGGUCGGUUGGAUAGGGGCUGUCGGUUUCCUUCGCGAAUACGGGAACAAGGCUCUGCACGAAACGUCGCUAGAGUCUUCGGGGUUAGCUGGGACAAGGCUGCGCAGCGCUCCGUUGUCGGAAUGCACGACUUUGUAUCGCCACCGCAAUUGCGAACAGUGAUGCCGAUGAAGUCUGAUC
This is a messenger RNA of Heterobasidion irregulare TC 32-1, 1388 nucleotides long. RefSeq lists its product as uncharacterized. Gene Ontology annotation, cellular component: nucleus. The coding region runs from base 1 to 1224 and encodes 407 amino acids. NCBI's taxonomy places the organism in Eukaryota, Fungi, Basidiomycota, Agaricomycetes, Russulales, Bondarzewiaceae. Gene Ontology annotation, molecular function: RNA lariat debranching enzyme activity. Gene Ontology annotation, biological process: mRNA splicing, via spliceosome. The record is from RefSeq and is a predicted model, not a curated record. The transcript has 7 exons.